This is a messenger RNA of Effrenium voratum, 558 nucleotides long. The record is from the annotation of a GenBank genome assembly. NCBI's taxonomy places the organism in Eukaryota, Dinophyceae, Suessiales, Symbiodiniaceae.
AUGGGGAGCUCCAACGAGAAGUGCACCGCUUGCCAGGGAUCAGGUAAAGUCGAAAGCAAAGGGCUCAAUGUCGGAGCAGCACUGCUUGGCGGUGCCAUCGGGGCCGCAACGUUGGGUCCUGUUGGCAUGGUGGCUGGGGGCAUCUUGGGCGGUGGAGCCCCGAAAGAGUGCGAGUGCGAUGCUUGCCAUGGCUCCGGCAAUGCAAGCAAUGGUAGCACAGGCCGCGUGAUGACCAUGUACCACGGGACCAGCGCCGCAAACGUGCAGUCCAUCAAGCAAAAUGGGUUUCGUCCGUCGAGCAGCGGAAUGCUGGGCCCUGGCGUCUACGUCUCGCGUGACCGGCAGAAGGCCGAGAAGUAUGGGGACACUGUGCUGGAGCUAGACGUAAGGCCCGGCAAGACCAAGAAGAUCACCUCCCAGAACGAUGCCCUGCGCACGACCUGGCAUGAGCAAGGCUACGACUCAGCCUGGGUUCCGCCGAACUGUGGCAUGGUCAACUCAGGUCGAACCGAAACCUGCGUCUACGACCCAUCUCGGAUUAAGGUCAAGUCAAAGUAA